Molecule: messenger RNA, 2253 nt
Organism: Merops nubicus (carmine bee-eater)
Lineage: Eukaryota; Metazoa; Chordata; Aves; Coraciiformes; Meropidae
Product: dynein heavy chain 5, axonemal-like
Exons: 12
Biological process (GO): microtubule-based movement
Cellular component (GO): dynein complex
Molecular function (GO): dynein intermediate chain binding; dynein light intermediate chain binding; minus-end-directed microtubule motor activity
Source: RefSeq, a predicted model, not a curated record
AUCACUUCUUUGAAUCACAAAUAUUUUAAAAAUCAUUUAGAAGACAGCCUUUCAUUAGGAAGACCUCUUUUGAUAGAAGAUGUUGGAGAAGAGCUUGACCCUACACUGGAUAAUGUUUUGGAAAGAAAUUUCAUUAAAACAGGUUUAGCCAACAAGGUGAAGGUUGGUGAUAAGGAAGUAGAUGUUAUGAAUGGCUUCAGACUUUACAUUACUACAAAACUGCCAAAUCCAGGGUAUUCUCCUGAAAUUAGUGCUCAAACCUCCAUCAUUGACUUUACUGUGACCCUGAAAGGUCUUGAAAAUCAACUCUUAGGCAGAGUCAUUCUCACAGAGAAACAGGAGUUAGAAAAAGAAAGAACAGAUCUUAUUGAAGAUGUGACUACGAACAAAAGGAGGAUUAAAGACCUAGAAGAUAACCUUUUGUUCCGACUUACAAGCACUAAGAAUUCUCUGGCAGAUGAUGAGAGUCUAAUAGUUGUAUUGAGUAACACUAAGAAGACUGCUGAGGAGGUAACACAGAAACUGCAAACUUCUGCUGAAACUGAAGUGCAGAUCAACUCGGCCCGUGAAGAAUACAGACCUGUUGCAACUCGAGGCAGCAUAUUAUACUUCCUUAUUACUGAGAUGAGCAUGGUCAAUGUCAUGUAUCAGACUUCACUUCGGCAGUUUUUGGGGCUUUUUGACCGCUCCCUAGCCAGGUCUACCAAGAGCCCUAUAACUAGCAAGAGGAUUACUAAUAUUAUUGAACAUAUGACAUAUGAAGUGUUCAGAUAUGCUGUCCGAGGACUCUAUGAGGAGCACAAAUUUCUUUUCACGUUAUUACUUACACUGAAGAUUGAUAUACAAAGUAACAGAGUGGACCAUGAAGAAUUUCUGACACUCGUUAAAGGUGGUGCUUCUUUAGACCUUAAAGCUUGUCCUCCUAAGCCGGCUAAAUGGAUUCUGGAUAUGACUUGGCUGAACUUGGUGGAGCUUAGUAAGCUUAAACAUUUUUCCGAUCUUCUUAAUCAAAUUUCCAGAGCAGAGAAACAGUGGAAAAUCUGGUUUGAUAGUGAGAAACCUGAAGAAGAACUGGUUCCUAGUGGCUAUGGUCAAUCCCUGGACUGCUUCAGACAUCUUCUUCUUAUCAGAUCUUGGUGUCCUGACAGGACCAUAGCUCAGGCAAGAAAAUACAUCAUUGACACUAUGGGGGAGAAAUAUGCAGAGGGAGUCAUCCUGGACUUGGAGAAGACAUGGGAAGAGUCAGAUCCACGUACUCCUCUCAUAUGCUUUCUUUCUAUGGGCUCUGAUCCUACGGAUUCAAUUAUUGCUUUGGGGAAAAGGCUGAAGACAGAGACACGUUGUGUUUCUAUGGGCCAGGGGCAAGAAAUCCAUGCUCGUAAACUUCUACAGCAGACAAUGGCUCAUGGUGGUUGGGCACUUCUGCAAAACUGCCACCUUGGACUUGACUUUUUGGAUGAGUUGAUGGACACUGUAAUAGAGUCAGAGACUGUCCAUGAAAGCUUUCGAUUGUGGAUGACAACUGACAUACACAAACAGUUCCCCAUCACCCUUCUUCAAAUGUCUAUUAAGUUUACUAAUGAACCACCACGAGGGCUCAGAGCUGGACUAAAGAGAACAUACAGUGGUAUCAGCCAGGAUUUACUAGAUUUCAGUGACAUGGUACAAUGGAAACCAAUGUUGUACACUGUGGCCUUUCUACACUCCACCGUUCAGGAGAGACGCAAGUUUGGACCUCUGGGUUGGAAUGUACCCUACGAGUUUAAUCAGGCUGAUUUCAACGCUACCGUGCAGUUCAUUCAAAACCACUUGGAUAGCGUGGAUGUCAAGAAGGGCAUCUCCUGGAGUACCAUGUGUUACAUGAUAGGUGAGAUCCAGUAUGGUGGCCGUGUGACAGAUGACUAUGACAAAAGACUUAUGAAUACCUUUGUAAACAUUUGGUUCAGUGAAAAUACAUUCAGUCAGAACUUCAGCUUCUACAAAGGAUACGGCAUACCCAAAUGUACUGUGGUGGAUCAAUACCUUCAGUACAUACAGAGUCUUCCUGCAUACGACACACCAGAAGUGUUUGGUUUGCACCCCAAUGCGGAUAUCACUUACCAAAGUAAACUUUCCAGAGACGUGUUGGACACCAUCCUCAGUAUUCAGCCUAAAGAUAGCUCUAGUGGAGGAGCUGAAACUCGAGAGGCAGUUGUAGCCAGAUUGGCUGAUGAUAUGCUGGGAAAGAUUCCUGGUGAUUAUGUGCCAUUCGAA